This is a messenger RNA of Symbiodinium sp. CCMP2592, 399 nucleotides long. The record is from the annotation of a GenBank genome assembly. NCBI's taxonomy places the organism in Eukaryota, Dinophyceae, Suessiales, Symbiodiniaceae.
AUGCGCUUUCAUGUCACACUUCCCGCGAGCGAUGAGGCUGGGGUUGUUGCUGUCGUUGCCCAGCUCGUGAGUGAUCCAGAAGCUUUCGUGGAGGCUUUCUUUGCAGUCUUGCCGACGUUCUUCCCCGGCAUCCAACAUGAAAUCGGCAAUGGAACGCUCACAGGUGUCGGUGCAGUCUUGCAGUCAGCAACGACGACCACGCUUUCCCAGGAGCUCCUGGCAGCUGAGCCCAAUACCACCCCGGCACCUCGCCAUGCUGUCCUACACGACCUCGCCAUCAGAGUUUGUACGCUUCGGAGGCGUGCUGACAAACGAGGUCUUGCUCUACAGGCCACAGCUCGGAUCUGUAAAUUGGACCGACGUCACGCUCGCGGUCUCGGGCCCAGGUCCAACGUUUGA